GUUGACGCUCUUUCUAUCUCCCGGCAGGAAGGAAGAUGGUGUCUGUCAGGAUGCGGUCGUGUUUUCGAUCGCUUUUGCUCUUAAACGUUUUCUACGGCGUCGUCUCCUCGUUGUAUUUUCACAUCGGAGAGACGGAGAAGAAAUGUUUCAUCGAGGAGAUCCCGGACGAGACCAUGAUUAUCGGAAACUACCGGACUCAGCUGUACGAUAAACAGAGGGAGGAGUACAUGCCUGCCACUCAGGGCCUGGGGAUGUUUGUGGAAGUCAAGGAUCCCGAUGACAAGGUGAUCCUGUCUCGGCAGUACGGCUCGGAGGGGAGGUUCACCUUCACCUCACACACACCUGGAGAGCAUCAGAUCUGUCUGCACUCCAACUCCUCCAAGUUCGCCCUGUUUGCUGGAGGCAUGCUGAGGGUUCACUUGGACAUUCAGGUGGGAGAACACGCCAACAACUACGCUGAGAUCGCCGCCAAAGACAAGCUGACGGAGCUGCAGCUGAGAGUGCGCCAGCUGGUGGAGCAGGUGGACCAGAUCCAGAAGGAGCAGAACUAUCAGAGGUACCGUGAGGAGCGUUUCCGUCUGACCAGCGAGAGCACCAACCAGCGGGUCCUCUGGUGGUCUAUCGUCCAGACCCUCAUCCUGGUGGCCAUCGGCAUCUGGCAGAUGAGACACCUCAAGAGCUUCUUUGAGGCCAAGAAGCUGGUGUAGCUCCACGUGUCUGUGUGCGUGUGUGUCUGAGUGUGUGCGUGCGUGUGUGUGUGUGUGUGGUUUCUACUCAUUGGCGGCGAUCGCUGUCAGAUGAAGAACCGCUGAGGACACGCAGAGAAAAGUGAGGUUGGGCUUUGCUUCACUGUUGAUGGUUCCUCAUUGUUUCCUCACAUGUGCAGUAGACUAUUGGGGGAAGAAGUGGGGGGAGGGGGAUGUGACAACGAUAUUUAUUACACAGGGAGCUUCUCACUCUGCUUUGUGUUAACGUGCUUCUUUAUUAUUUUUAAUAACUUCCCCCCCUUUAUGAGGUCAUAAUGUGUUACUGGCCACAAGAGAUGAACUGCAGUCUGAUGCAGAAAAUAGAAUCCUGAUUCAACGUAGACUGAUUCGGUGAAACGUUUCUUCUCUUCAUGUGGGAGACGUUAAAGCUCUGCUGCCGUUGUUUCGGUUGUCUGCUCUGAGUUCUGAGGUGGCGAGAAGUCUCACGUGACCUCAGUGUUCAGGUUUCAACAUCAACAACUGAGCGGCACCCAACAGCAGAGCCUAAAGUGACAGUAUCGAUGUUCUCGAGGGGGUUUUGUGAGCUUUGUGUUAAACUACAUUCAGGUGGAGUGUCUGUUUUGGACGUAUUUUAGACUUUUAAAAGAUUCUAUAUUUAGAAUAUUAUCUCCUUCGUGGCUGUCAGACAGUUGAAGUUGUUACCUGUAAUCUCUUUGAAGACACCAGACUCCAUUCACACAAACAGUUGUUUUAGCUCCAACCACUAAGGAGUUGCUGGUCUUCUGCUGCCUUCUUCUGCUGGUUAGUUUGUGUUAUUGUGUGACUUCGGUGAACCUGAACUAAACAUUGACAACACCAAAGUCACACAACAACUCAAGCUAUCUGACAGAGCAAGGCAGCGGCCGACCAGAAACUACCGUGUUCCUGGAGGUUCGAUGAGUGUUUUCUUAAUGGAGUCUUGUGUCUUUGAAGAGAGCACAGAUUUCAGAACUCUUCUUCUGACAGCACACUAAGGUGACAAUAUUCUAAAUAUAGAAUUUAUAAUUCUUUUAGGUGUCUAAAAUACAUCCACAGCAGUACUUUGCCGGUAGUAGUACACAGAAGUACCUCAUUUAACCACACCUCUAGAACAUCCCUACUUUUACUAUAGUGGUGGAAUCAUUACUCUUACAUUUUAAAUUAGUGUCCUCCUCUCAUCACACAUCUGUACAAUAUCAUUCCCGCCGUCUGUUUUAUUGAUGAGGAGGAAGUUGAGCUUUUUAUUGGAGGUUCAUCGGUCGGGGAGUGUAACAAAAGCCAACGCGUCGCCACCACGGUGAUCUCAUUCCUCCAGAUGUUUCUCCUUUUUCAGGUAAAAAAACAGUCACCGUAUAGUUUUGUUUUCUAAGUCCCAAAAUGUUUGGCUUCCACAUGUGUUCGCUUCCAGUAAAAAUAAGCUGUGGAAUAGGAGUCCGAUUUUAAAAUAAACUCCCUCUAAUUUUCCCUCUAAAGAUUUGGUUCCUUCUCUGGUGUUUUUUAUGUUGCUGGAAUCUUUCAGGACUGUUGGGUUAGACUUUGAAUCAUUUGGCUUUUAGGCUGUGGGAGGGGCUUGAUUUAAUUUCAUUUUUUGGAGAUAUUCUGUCCAUGUGAAAUCUAAAACUGCACUCGGAAUAAAGUUUGUCACAUUUGA
Molecule: messenger RNA, 2376 nt
Organism: Pungitius pungitius (ninespine stickleback)
Lineage: Eukaryota; Metazoa; Chordata; Actinopteri; Perciformes; Gasterosteidae
Gene: tmed9
Product: transmembrane p24 trafficking protein 9
Exons: 5
Coding region: 36-707 (223 amino acids)
Biological process (GO): endoplasmic reticulum to Golgi vesicle-mediated transport; Golgi organization; intracellular protein transport
Cellular component (GO): COPII-coated ER to Golgi transport vesicle; endoplasmic reticulum-Golgi intermediate compartment; Golgi apparatus
Source: RefSeq, a predicted model, not a curated record